Molecule: messenger RNA, 1065 nt
Organism: Fraxinus pennsylvanica
Lineage: Eukaryota; Viridiplantae; Streptophyta; Magnoliopsida; Lamiales; Oleaceae
Source: the annotation of a GenBank genome assembly
AUGGCCUCUUCGUCCUCGUCUCAGGCAAUCAAAGGCGGCUACUGGCCUUCAUGGGCCAAGAAUUUGCCUCCAUCUUCCAUUGAGACGUCGUUUUUCACCCACAUAUACUAUGCAUUUCUUAUUCCUAACAAUGUCACAUUUAAGUUUGACAUAGAGUACACAACAGCAGUGGCGCUAGUGAAUUUCACGUCCACUCUUCGUGCGAAGAAGCCCCUGGUGAAGAUACUCUUCUCCAUUGGUGGGGCAGCCGAAGGUCCCUUUUUUUUUGGACGAAUGGCCUCGAGUCCUUCAAUGCGCAAGAAUUUCAUCGGCUCAAGCAUAGAAGUGGCAAGAAAAUUUGGUUUCGAUGGGAUUGAUCUCGACUGGGAAUAUCCUCAAACACCGAAGGACAUGGAAAACUUGGCCUAUUUGCUUGACGAAUGGCGCCUCGAGGUCCAGCUGGAAGCCAAAACCACCAAACGGCCACCGCUCCUCCUCACUGCCGCCGUCUACUUCUCUGCCAACCUCUUCCUCUCCGGACCCUACAGAUCAUACCCUGCAACCUCCAUCACCAAAAACUUAGACUGGAUCAACGUAAUGAAUUAUGACUACCAUGGCUCAUGGGAACCUUCCAUCACAGGCGCUCACUCAGCACUAUUCGACUCCAAAACCAACAUAAGCACAAGUUACGGCCUGGGUUCAUGGAUCAAAUCAGGCGUCCCAAAGAGCAAACUGAUCAUGGGAUUGCCCUUAUACGGAAAAACAUGGUUGCUUAAGGACUCGAAAUCACACGGUGUAGGAUCACCCGCCAUUGAUGUGGGACCUGGCGAUCAAGGAGUCUUGACAUUCGCUGAAAUAGAACAGUUUAACAGGGAUCAUAAGGCCAAAGUGGAGUAUGAUUUAGAGAGUGUUUCCAUGUAUUCUGUGGCUGGGACUACCUGGAUUGGAUACGAUGAUACUCUAUCAGUGACGAUGAAGAUAGCUUAUGCUCGGGCUCUUGGGAUUCGUGGGUACUUCUUUUGGGCUGUUGACGGUGAUUACAAGUGGAAGAUUUCGAAACGAGCUUCUCAACUAUGGUGUGUUUGA